GGGGGCGGGGCCUGGGAGUGGAUAAGGGAAAGAGGGAAGCAGAGAGAGAGUUCUCCGUCCUAUCAACAGCUUCAACACAUAUCUAUCUACACAGCUAGACAGAAAGCCCAGGCAGAAGACAAUGAGCGUAAAUGGAAAAGAACCUCCCCCCUACAUCAUACCAGUUGAAGGACAAGGUGAUGAUGGGGUGAAGGUAUAUCAUGUCCAUACCCCCUUCAACCCUCCUUCCUCCACCAUCCCCUCCGAUAACUACUCUAUGUCUCAGUCUCAGUCUCAGUCUCAGAGCAAGCCAGUGUACACCAGUGGAGGAGGUGGUAUUGGAGGAGGUGGUGGAGCUCCUACUCAGAAGUUUGUGAGUUAUGAGACAGAACUGGGCCGUUCAGAGGGCAUGACCACCUGUACUUCCUGUCAACAACAGGUGAUGACUAACGUCACCUAUAAAGUCGGAGCCUACGCCUGGCUCAUGUGCAUCCUCUUCAUCCUCUGUGGGUUGGUAGUGGGCUGCUGCCUGAUCCCGUUCUUCAUGAAACACUUUAAGGAUGCGUACCACUCCUGUCCUCGCUGUAACCGCAUUCUCCACGUGGACAAGAAACGCUGCUGCUGACCGCCUUAACCCCACCCACCACUAGGGGAGCUGCUGCUGACCGCUAUACCACCACCCACCACUAGAGGAGCUGCUGCUGACCGCCAUACCACCACCCACCACUAGGGGAGCUGCUGCUGACUGCCAUACCACCACCCACCACUAGGGGAGCUGCUGCUGACCGCCAUACCACCACCCACCACUAGGGGAGCUGCUGCGGACCGCCAUACCACCACCCACCACUAGGGGAGCGUGUGCUGUGGCCAAUAUGUUUAACUACCAGCAGGGGAGCUGUGGCUCUGCUCUCAGUCUGACCACUGGCCAAUCUCUCGGUCUGGAUUCCAUUAGAAGUGCACCAGCACAGUGAAAUGCCUUUCUCACAGAAAACAUGCUCCCUUUCCCUCAUGCAUCCACAGCUCUGUGUAGGAAUUUGAGAGUGGUUAUAUUUAUCCAGCCCCAUCCCUCAGCUGUUUACCAAUGCAGUGGCGGGGUCAGGGUGACCGUUUGGUAGUUCUUUGAAUUGCAGAUUGCCCUUUUAAAUUUCGGUUUCAAUACUGAUCUUAUCUACACUCUUUCAGAACAGCGAGGGAGAGGAAAAGGGGGGAUGCUUUCAGAAUGGAAUCCAACCGAAGGGAGCCUAGCAGCAGCCCCACAGAAACCUACAGGAUUACACAGUCAUAGGCUGAAUCCCAAAAUGACACCCUACUCCCUCUAUAGUGCACUACGUUCGAGAGGGAGCUAGUACAAAAGUAGUGCACUACAUAGGGAAUAGGGUACAAUUUGGGGCGCACAUUAGUUUAAAUGCUGACCUAACUUACUGUACCAGAGGGUUGUAAAUAGUACGAAUCUGAACUAUUUUUGUAAAAUUAAAAAACAAGCUAGCAGAUAAAGACGUGGUCGAGCUCAACCUGGGCCUUGUUCACAAAGGGAGUAGGGUUGCACAAUUCUAGUAACUUCCCCAGGUUUUCCACAAACCCAGGUUGGAAGACUGGAAUCCGGAGGGAAGAGGGUAGCCUGGGUACCAGUCUGUUAAGAUAUCAUUCCACUCUUUGUCUUGGAAAACAUGGCUUGACAAAGAGUGGAAUGUUAACACACAGACUGGAUUUCUCCAGGCUAGGAAGAGGCAGAAAAUACGGGAAUACGCCAACCGGGAUGUCUGGUUGGUUACCGGACUAUUGCAACCCGUUGAGUAACCUUUUACAGAACCUUCAGAUAGAAAUGUGUUGUGUAGAACAGACAUGAUUCCCUGGGAAAUGUAUACAUUACUAUCUAUAUUACCUUGAAUAAGGCCCUGGGUUGACCAACCGACAGACGAGCCCAAUAUUCAGAUAAUUAUAAUUUUCACUAUGAUUCCUACAAUUGGGGGUCAUUUAGGGCUCUCCCCAGGUUUCCCCCCCUUUCAGAAAGCUGUUAUGUACAUAAAGGACUGAACUGGGUGUUUUACCUUAUUUUAGAAUAAACCAAAUAUGAUUUUAUUGAGAAAACUCAGUGUAACUGUCAACUACAAUGACCUGUAACAACAUCAUACAGCUGGCAUGGAGUUCUGUUAUAUUGAUGUGUAACACCACACAGCUGACUAGACAUGGAAUUCUGUUAUAUUGAUGUGUAACACCACACAGCUGACUAGACAUGGAGUUCUGUUAUAUUGAUGUGUAACACCACACAGCUGACUAGACAUGGAGUUCUGUUAUAUUGAUGUGUAACACCACACAGCUGACUAGACAUGGAGUUCUGUUAUAUUGAUGUGUAACACCACACAGCUGACUAGACAUGGAGUUCUGUUAUAUUGAUGUGUAACACCACACAGCUGACUAGACAUGGAGUUCUGUUAUAUUGAUGUGUAACACCACACAGCUGACUAGACAUGGAAUUCUGUUAUAUUGAUGUGUAACACCACACAGCUGACUAGACAUGGAGUUCUGUUAUAUUGAUGUGUAACACCACACAGCUGAUUAUACAUGGAAUUCUGUUAUAUUGAUGUGUAACACCACACAGCUGACUAGACAUGGAGUUCUGUUAUAUUGAUGUGUAACACCACACAGCUGACUAGACAUUGAGUUCUGUUAUAUUGAUGUGUAACACCACACAGCUGACUAGACAUGGAGUUCUGUUAUAUUGAUGUGUAACACCACACAGCUGAUUAUACAUGGAAUUCUGUUAUAUUGAUGUGUAACACCACACAGCUGACUAGACAUGGAAUUCUGUUAUAUUGAUGUGUAACACCACACAGCUGACUAGACAUGGAGUUCUGUUAUAUUGAUGUGUAACACCACACAGCUGACUAGACAUGGAGUUCUGUUAUAUUGCUUAUAUAGAUUAUAUGCCUAUAAUAAAAUAUAUCACUUUU
Messenger RNA from Salmo salar (Atlantic salmon), 2930 nucleotides. RefSeq names its product LITAF domain containing (gene litafd). Lineage: Eukaryota; Metazoa; Chordata; Actinopteri; Salmoniformes; Salmonidae. The record is from RefSeq and is a predicted model, not a curated record. Gene Ontology annotation, molecular function: zinc ion binding. Gene Ontology annotation, cellular component: nucleus; cytoplasmic side of late endosome membrane; cytoplasmic side of lysosomal membrane.